Molecule: messenger RNA, 1588 nt
Organism: Amphimedon queenslandica
Lineage: Eukaryota; Metazoa; Porifera; Demospongiae; Haplosclerida; Niphatidae
Exons: 4
Coding region: 74-1411 (445 amino acids)
Biological process (GO): signal transduction
Cellular component (GO): cytoplasm
Molecular function (GO): signaling adaptor activity
Source: RefSeq, a predicted model, not a curated record
AAAUAAACAGAAACUCAUUUUCACUUCUCAAAGUUUACGGCAGGCAGUGCUCUACCAGUCCUUCACACAAGUAAUGGCUGCAUCUCCCUCGAGCCCCCUCUCCCCCCUCGCCCCUGAUGUCGAGAUACUAUUUGAGAGCUACCUACAGAAAACACCUCCACUGGACAAACUCUUUGUGAAAUGGAAGAAGAGGUGGUUUGUUCUGUCCAGGACUAAUCCACAUGAUCCCAACAGCAUUGAUCUGUCAUACUACAAUGACCGAACAAUGAAGGAGAAAAGAGGAACAAUAAAUCUUGCAAAGUUUAUCGGAAUACGUCCAAAUGCCAAGAUCGGUCAUAAAGAGAACGUGUUUGCCAUAGAGACUCAGGAGAGAAAGUUUAUUCUAAGAGCCAGCGAUCAAAGGACUAAGAACAUAUGGCUAGCUAAACUCUGCGAGUUUUGCGGACAAGAACCCGUCUAUCACGUACACAUACCAACACAACCUUCUGCUGAAAGUGGAGAAGGAAUAUUCAAAUUCAAUUCUCGUGGAUCGAUAUCAAUAAUCUCACCUAGCGACAGUCACUCCCUCCUUGAAGUACCUCUGAAGGACAUCAGGCGAGUUGGAUCCAUGCUCAUCAACAACAGGGACAUACUCUGGAUUGAGACUUGCAGGUCUUGUAAGAAUUCCAGUGAAUUGGACCAAUUCAUAUUCUUUGUGAUAUCGUCCGGGGCCUACGCCCGCCAGUCUUUGGUACGAGAGUUAAAAAUAAUGACAGAGAAGGCGACUGGAGUAUUCCUAAUCCUCGAGGAGACCAGUCCUACAGAAAUGGCAUAUAUUUCCCGGAGUCAUUAUGGCUGUCCCUCAUUCCCAGUGAUGGCUAGGAACAGGAUACUCUAUGGUGGGCUGAUCCCCUCAGGAGCUACACUCCACUCUCUAAUGGCAGCUGGGGAUGUAUUGAGGAGACCCAGUGAACCCAUAAUGAAUGUGGGCGUGUCACUAGAAGAGAUAGCUACAAAACCAAGUAGGCGUGGCACUAUAGGGUCCUCUCCUACUACACCAUACCCACCAGGUAGGCCAGUCCUCUCUCGUGGUCCUACGUCACUGGAUCGGUUUAGGAAACCCAGUUUAACCUCCAUGAGCUCUCAGAACUCAACGGACGGUACCGGCAGUGAAGAGGUUCACACUCCUCUCUCCGAUGGAGUGUUUGAUCCUCCUGUUCUUUCUCCUCUCAAGCGGAAACUCUCUCAAAAGGAUUCCCUCUCAAGCCAUGGAUCAUCAACUGGUUCUCAACCUAUUCCCGAGGAUGAGGAACUCUCCCUGUCCAAUUCAAGACGUCUUUCCAAGUCUCGUCCUGACCUUCAUCGUCCAAAUGUACCACCUCGGUCUCCAGCGUCCCUCAAACUGAGGUCAACCACACCCUCUGCACUGUAAACCCCACCCACUCACACUGAACAACUCAUGCAAAAGAAACAGUAACAUAUUGUAUCAUAAAAUACCUGAUAAAUGAUAAUAUUAUUAUAAUUAUUAAUUAAAUAAUGUUGUUUUUGUACAUACUUUCAUUUUUCCACAAGUAACAUUAUCAUCAAGGCAUUCAGUUGUUACAAUCAA